This is a messenger RNA of Columba livia (rock pigeon), 1484 nucleotides long. It is a transcript of the gene DUSP11, whose product is annotated as dual specificity phosphatase 11. Lineage: Eukaryota; Metazoa; Chordata; Aves; Columbiformes; Columbidae. Bases 16 to 1089 code for a protein of 357 amino acids. Gene Ontology annotation, biological process: protein dephosphorylation. The transcript is spliced from 9 exons. Gene Ontology annotation, molecular function: protein tyrosine/serine/threonine phosphatase activity; polynucleotide 5'-phosphatase activity. The record is from RefSeq and is a predicted model, not a curated record.
GGCGUGGUAUCCAGAAUGGAGGCGUGGUCUCCUGGACGUGGGCGUGGCCUCGGGUCGUUUAGCCGGCGCGGACGGGGGCCGCGCGACGUCAAAGCAGCGGCGGCGGAAGCGGAGGUGACGUUGGGCGUGCCGGAUGCUGGCCGUGUCGCCAUCAUGGUGGGCGGCGGGGCCUCCCGCGUCCCGCAGCGGUGGACCGACUACAUCCCGCUGGGCAGGAGGAUCCCGGGCACCCGCUUCAUCGCCUUCAAGGUCCCGCUAAAGAGGAGCUUUGACCGGAACCUUCAUCCAGAGGAGAGGUUUUCACCUCGUGACCUCAUUAAGAAAAUCAAAGAGCAGAAAGAAGAACUAGGCCUGAUCAUUGACCUGACGUACACAACUCGCUACUAUGGGCCGGAGGAGCUGCCAGCAACACUCUGCUACUCCAAGAUCUUGACGAUGGGACAUGAAAUACCAAACAAACACACCAUUUUUCAAUUCAAAUGUGUCGUAGACAAGUUUUUGAGAGACAACCAAGACAACGAUAAACUCAUCGGAGUUCAUUGCACACAUGGAUUAAACAGAACUGGCUACCUGGUCUGUAGGUACCUGAUUGAUGUUGAAGGCAUGGAGGCUGAUACUGCCAUAGAGUUGUUCAACAGGUCUCGGGGGCAUCCUAUAGAGAGAACCAACUAUAUCCAGGAUCUUCGGAAAAGAUCAGAAAGAAAGAACUGUGGACUAAAGAAUUUGAGCUCAAGCCCCUUUGAAGAAACAGCCGCCGCUACAGCAGACACUAGAACGCAGAUGGCCAGACAUCAUCCGCAUCGUUUGGAUCGAUCCCCCUUAGCAGUGCCCAGAAGCUCCAGCAGCACCAAGGACCAACACAGACGAGGCGUCAAAGCUCAGGCGCAACACCGGGAGCUGGUGAUGGAGCACAGGGUGAUGGAGCCAAGGCAGCGACCGUGCGGUUUGGUGAUGAGGAACUGUCAGGUGUCGUUACCCGCUAACGAGUGGCGUGAUGAACUGUGCUUCCCCCAUCUCCACCCACCCCCGGAAACGCAAACAGCCAGGAAACGCCGGCGCCGGUACAGGAGACCUGUGGUAACGGCAUAGGGGACAUUGUAGGUGACAAAAGCCGGUCCUGGGCUGCGUCUUCUCACCGAGAAGCAACACGAUGGGUCUGAACACUCAAAUGGGCCUUGCUGUCACCACCAGCGAUCAGGAACUGCAAAUGCAGGGUUCUUCAUCCUAACACAGCUCUAUUUUCUUUAAUUGUUUCAUAUUUUUUCCGUUUUCUGUCUCUUUUACAAAUCUCACUGAAAUUUUUUAACCCAGUGUCACAGUGGAGUCGCAGCUCUGCUCUUUGGGGGAUGCGGAGAAUGAACAUGGACCCAAACAGUGCUGGAAUAAUUCUAAAAAUAAUCCUCAGGAGCUGCUUUUCCCUUUGACAAAAAGGGCUUGUGCUUCCUUUCCAAAAUAUAUAAUAAGAAAUAGGAUUUGGCCUGAAA